AAAGAACAGUCGUUAGCUCCUUCGAAUCUUCUUCGCGAAGCCGAGCUGUUGUUUCCUGGAAUUACUUCUAGCGCAUUGGGAAAAGAUCGUCAAGCUCUGCUUCUUCUUCCGAAUCGAUGCUUGUAGAUCAUCGAUUCAGUCUGAUCGCAUUCCACUGGAGUUAUUUUUAUAAGCAUUUCUUCUUUGAUUUAUCGUGCAAUUUUCUACAUCUGCGAGUUUCCAAGUUGGUGCCUGAAACAAUCGGAAGGAUUACCGAAGUGAUUUUAUUUCAGAAGAAUUUUCGUUGAGAAGCUGCUCUUUCUCCCUUUCUUCCUCUUUUCGGCAUCGAUAUUUAUAGAUGAUCGAAAGUAUUUUGUAGUUUGUCCUACUUCCGCUGGUGAGAGCGUAAAUAAUCGAGAGAUUACUUCGUCGGCAAGAGAGAUAAUCCGGUUUCUGCUUGAAAAUAAAUUUUCAAAAAUAAUCUAGAACCUCUCCGUUUCUCUCGGUUCAAUCCCUUCGAGUUAGAAUUGAUCUCGAAAACUCUCAAGCUCGAACAAUUCUCAAGCUACUCUGCUCUCGUUUCCGAAACCAGAUUCUUUAUAAACGAUCAAGAAUACCUUACAAUUGUUUUCUUGGAACCGGUCUUUGCAAAAUAAACCGAAGGUUCGCGACCCUCUCCGGAUUGUUGCAAGCAAUUGCGGAGCACGCCGAUUCAUCUCGCGCGUGAUAUAUCCCGAGAGAUCUUGAUCGAUAAAUUUCGAACGAGCGGGACACGGGGAUUCACAAAAUUACGUCAGAACUUCGUUCAUGUCGCAGACCCCGAGGGAGGAGGCCGACGCGAUGAAGGCCAAUACGGCGGCGACGAAGAUCCAGGCCAACUUCCGCGGGUAUCGCGUGCGCAAGCAGUUGAAGGAGUCCACGCAACGUCGUCGCCAGAAACACCAGCAGCAACAGGACCAGCAGCUGGAUCAGGAAAAGCGGCAGAACCAGUCAAAGCCGAAGGACCCCCUCCUGAAGAGACAGAACACUCGCGAGGCUCUCGAGGAGAAGUCGGCGACGAAGAUCCAAGCGGGCAUUCGCGGCUAUCUGGUGCGGAAGAGGCAACAGGCCGUGCAGGCCGCGGCGACGAGGAUCCAGGCUGGUUUCCGUGGCUUCAGGACGCGAAAAUUGCUGAAGCAGAACGGCCAGUGAGCUGUACUCGCUGUUUCCUUCUUGCUGUCGGAGCAGAGGCGGCGAGGGACAUCGGAGUGCGCAAGAGCAUUUUGCGGGUCCACUUGCAACACGAAGGGAACCUCAGGAUUAGAUUGGUGCGGAGGAAAACAACGAUCUUAAUUGAGCUGAUUGCGUUGAUUCACGAUGCUUGACGCGCGUACACAUUUGGGACACUCCGUGCAUUUCUGGAUUGAUUUCGUCGAAAGCUUUAAGAAAACGACCGAUGAUAAUCAGCGGAAUGUUGUUUUGUCACACUUUAUAUUUUAUCACUGUUUUUGCUUAGUUCUAUGUAAUGGCUUUCGUACGAUAAACGAUAGUGAUAACAACACAAGCAAUAAUCGAAGACGUUGAGACCUGAAAGCGAUCGAUACAUAUUAUAUAUGCGAUACAAGUUAUUUAUAUUAUUAUGCGAACUUAUUGAGAAUAUUCUCUGUUAUUGUUUCACAUAAUUGUUUAUGUAAUUAAUGCACUGAUUACGAUAAUUCAAGUGGUACACACGCAAGUUAAUACUGAAUAUAUUUCUAUACUGUAAUCUCGUAUCUAUGCGAAUCUUGUUGAUAAAUGAUAUUUGUAUGAGUAGUGUAUAGAUGUAUAUACAUACAAUAUAUAUUUUUGUCAUUACAUUUGCAUCCUCCACGAUUCCAUGUUUUGAUCUUGCGAAUAAUAAAAAUAUCUAAUCUUC
This is a messenger RNA of Ooceraea biroi (clonal raider ant), 1873 nucleotides long. RefSeq names its product abnormal spindle-like microcephaly-associated protein homolog. Lineage: Eukaryota; Metazoa; Arthropoda; Insecta; Hymenoptera; Formicidae. Gene Ontology annotation, molecular function: calmodulin binding. The record is from RefSeq and is a predicted model, not a curated record.